Molecule: messenger RNA, 2402 nt
Organism: Anopheles cruzii
Lineage: Eukaryota; Metazoa; Arthropoda; Insecta; Diptera; Culicidae
Product: PP2C-like domain-containing protein CG9801
Exons: 5
Coding region: 277-2205 (642 amino acids)
Source: RefSeq, a predicted model, not a curated record
CUUACUACUACGUAUACUACGUGUUAGCCCAAUUCGGAUUUUAUACUGCAUAGUAUUUCAUACAAGGGUUAGGCUGACUGUAAGCUUCGCAAACUAAAAACAGUUAAAACGCAUAUUAGAUGAUGUUGACAAUUGCGCUUGAUUAAUCUCUAAUUGAAUUCAAUUCAUCGGGUUGCAGAAAUGCAAUAAGGCUUUAGUUUCGUGGACCAUAUACGCAAAAUUCGUCUGCCGCAGUUCUUUUUCUUGGCAAUAAGUAUUAGUGGAUCCAGAGUAUAAAUGCCAUCUUUUCGUCAGAAAGUUUCUACUUAUUUCCGUCAGCUUAGUUUCGUGUCUGAACGCGAUCAUCGAAACCGAAUUCAGCAAUCCUCACCGCUGCCAAAUGGAAGCUUCAUAACCCAAUACCUGGAAGGAGUCUGGGAACCACCAGAUUCCACACCGAUAAUUCACAAUGGUAAAUCGCCGGAGGAUAUGCCCGAAGUUCGAAUCGGACGAUACGUGGUAAACCAAUCGCAAGCUGAUGCGGCGUAUACAGGACCGUUCGAGGGUCUCACUGGAAUUAGGCGCACAAGAACUCAUCUUACGGCGGGCAUUGCCGACGAUAUUGACUUUAUCGAUGUUCCGCCGGAUUCGGGACUUAUAGUGCAGAAGGAAUCAAAUUUAAAUUCUAAUCCUGCUAAUACUACCUACCAAAAGCACAGCGAAUCUUCAAAUAGCACAUGCAGUCCACAACUGGAGCAAAUAACGAAACCAACCAAAAAUGGUACGGUGAAAGAACUCGACCAAAAAACCAACCAUGACAACGAACCAAUAGCUUGCAUUGCUGACUGGAAUCGUCCGAAUGAAGAUGCUUAUGGGAUAUCAGUGUCGUUAUACGAAAAGCAUUUUCAUUCCUCAGGCAGCGUUGGUGAUCCAAUCGCCGACUGUUUUGGGAUCGUAACCCGUCCAGACUCCUGUAUUAUGGCCAUGGCUGAUGGUGUAAAUUGGGGGGAAGGAGCCAGGAUUGCCGCCCGAUCAGCAGUACAGGGUUCAAUGGAGUAUCUUAAUUCUGCAGUUUUUGGAAUUCAUCAAGUUACGUCUACAAAGGAAAUAUUCGUGAGCUUAGUUCGUAGCUUCUGGGAAGCCCACAAGUACAUCCUGCAAGUCGGUGGAGCAUUGAGCACGUUGACCAUUGCAAUUGUGCUUCCUGCAGAAGAUUCAAAUCAAAGUAUUGUCUGCUGCUGUAAUGUGGGAGAUUCAUUAGGCUAUGUGUUUUCUAAGAACAAAAUUGUUCGUGAACUAACACAGGCAUCUCACGAUGUCAAUCUCAUGCGGGACAUGCGGGAUGCCCUAGGCGCUCUUGGACCGGUUCAUGGUGAUAAGCCAGAAAUGAGUAACCUAACCCUGUCUAUGUCUUACGUCGACGAAGGUGAUAUUGUUUUUCUUACAUCCGAUGGUAUAAGCGACAAUUUCGACCCCGUCGUCGGUCGUUUCGCGGAAGCAGUUUCUAGUGAUGGCGGUAAUACUAACACUAGUACUACUACCAAUGUCAAACAACAAUCCAGUAUACAUGCUAGAGAACCGACGUACGGCGACAGAAAUGGUUUAAAACCGGUAUUGGCUCAUAAACGUCACAACAAGAGUGCGCCCAUGUUGGCACAUUCUACUGCUAACCACCCAGAACGUAAGGUUCCCGUGACCUUAAGACAGCCCUCUCAGCAAGGUGUUGUAGACAGGAGCUACAGUUCCAAGUACGUGGCGCGUUCGAAAACAUUCAUUGAGCCGAGUGGAGCGAACAGACAACCGAAUAAUAUGGGCAACAGAUCUGGUAAAGCCAUCGGUUCCGGUAUGAUACUACCACGUGUUACAGCAGCGCAAAGACAUACGCUUACGUUGUUGCGAAUCGCCGAUCUGCUAGUGUACGGUAUCAACGGAUCGUUGCGUCCAUGUACAACCGCUAAGCAACUCUGUCAACUAUUGAUCGACUUUGUAUCAUGCAUUACGGCCGCCAAACGCAAGCUUCUAGAGCAACGUGAACUCUACUACAAAGUAGUGACGGCUGCGGACGGAACUUGCAAAGAAACGCGGAACACAAGGCAGGAACACAAGGUGAUAAGGAAGCGCAUGGUAGACGGCACCACGUUUUCGGUUUUGCCGGGUAAAUUGGAUCAUGCCUCAAUAGUUGCCUAUACCGUGCGCAGGCGCUGCAUGGAGAAACAUAUUGUGUAAAUGUGCUUAAACAUAUGAAAAAUGGAAAUUGCGCCUUUAAUGUGUUUUUGCCUCGAACUGCCUACAAGUCAAAGUAACGCUUACAAAUCAACGUAUUAUACUGAACAGUACGAACGUAAUACCUCCUUCUUUUUUAUGCAAGCUUGUAUGGAUAAUUAUUUGUUCAAUAUUGUUUCUUUUAACGAAACAUAUGGUCU